AUGUCCUCUACGCCGGGCAUCAUCGUUCCCUUCGAGCUAUCAGCGCACUCUCAUCUCGUUCCUUACCUCGCGGCGCUUCAUGCUUCAUGUAUCACACAUGAUCACACAAUCGCCACCUUUCUGCUGCCGCUGUCACACGAGAAGCUGCUAGCUUGGUGGAAAGAACGCAUUGGGGAGACAAAUGGAGAGAAGAGGGUGAUGCUGCUUCUGGUGAGCGACCUCGAUCCAAACGGCGCCAUCAGAGGCCCAGAAAUCAAAGGAGUCGUCAUGCUAUGGAUGCCAUAUUCAGAGACGGGCUCGUUCCGAGGCUUUGUAGAAAAUCUCCUUGUGCAUAAGUCACAUCGAGGCAAAGGUGGCGCGAAGCUGCUUGACACCGAGAGCGGCAGCCAGGCAGAGGCCGUUUUCAAGACUCUUGGUUACACCGAGCUUGGAAAAGUCCCAGGAUACGGCAUGAGCCCGGCAGGAGGUUUAAAAGAUGGCACAUUCUUCUAUAAGACGCUUCAGCUAUGA
This is a messenger RNA of Trichoderma gamsii, 510 nucleotides long. RefSeq lists its product as hypothetical. NCBI's taxonomy places the organism in Eukaryota, Fungi, Ascomycota, Sordariomycetes, Hypocreales, Hypocreaceae. The transcript has 2 exons. The record is from RefSeq and is a predicted model, not a curated record. The coding region runs from base 1 to 510 and encodes 169 amino acids.